AUGGCGACAGAUUUACUGCUGAGGCCGUCGUGCAGAGGUUGUGGUUCGACGUCGGAAUUAUACGGAAGCAACUGCAAGCACACCACCCUGUGCGUUUCGUGUGGCAAAUCCAUGGCUGAGGACAAGGCCAAAUGCUCUGACUGUGGCGCCAUUCUCACUCGCUUGAUUCGAGAGUAUAGUGUUUGGGUGAAUACUGUUGAUGAGAAGGAGUACUUCAUUGGUAAAUUCUCGACGGGGCUGCCAAAAUUUUUGGAGAAGAAAAGUUGUGAAAAUAAAUGGUCUCUGUGUAAAAAGAAAACUAAAGGUGGAUUACAAGGACGCCAAGAUAGCUUUCAGGAUAAGUUGCUCAGAAAUAAACCAUGGGUGUUGGAGGAUGAAACAGGUCAUACUCUGUACCAGGGAGAUCCUGAACUGUCUGCAGCUUACUAUCUACUAAUGCGGAAAGGAAAUAAGGAGAUUUCCGCUAUCCCUGCUGGUUCUUGGUUUAACUUUAAAAAGGUUGCACAGUAUAAGCAAUUUACUUUGGAGGAAGCUGAAGAUAGAAUGAGCAGUAGGAAAAAGAAGCAAGAUGGACAUGAAAGAUGGAUACUGAAAGCUGCAACUAAUGGAGCUGUUGCAUAUGGUAAUGUGGAGAAGUUUGGUGAUAAUGAUAGUAAAUACAAAAUUGGUGAUGAUGAUGAAGGUGUAAGUGGAAAUGAUGACUUUGAUGAUGAUGAUGAUGAUAGUGAGAAGGGCGAUGACUGGGAGCAUGAUGAAAUUUUCAGUGAUGAUGAAGAAAAUACUCUUGAGGAAAUAGAGGACUUCGCAACUGAGGUUCCAGCUCCAACAAAAUUCAAGCAGGAUGGUGAUGAAGAUUAUAACAAUGAUGAAGAUGGCAGACUAAGCAAAUCCGGAAAAGAGUUAAAGAAGCUACUUGGCUGCCUGAACGAGUCUGAUACAGAGGAUGAUGAUGCCAAUGGGGAUGAGGAUAUGGAUGAUGUUAUUGACAAUGGUCCCUCAAAACUAGUGCCUUCUGGAACUUCUCAAACAACUCCAUCUACCUCCAAGAGAAAGAGAAAAGGCAAUACUGAUGAAUCCAAGGCAUCUCCGCACAAGAAGGCGAAGACUGAAAAUAAUCAAAACCUUUCCGUCAACGAAGAGCCUGCAUCUGCUGGUCCUGUCACUCAAGAAGAAAUCCGGGCUGUUUUGAUGCAACAGUCACCAAUCACCAUGCGUGAUCUUCUUAAUAACUUUGCAGGAAGACUCCGGUCAAAAGAGGAGAAGGAAGCUUUUACAGCAAUCCUGAAGGACAUGCGUUCUCAGAAAACGAUUUCUAGGAGAUCAAAAGAUGAUGGAACUGGUUGUUUUGUUGUACUGAGGGAGAAAAUGAACUGA
Messenger RNA from Fragaria vesca subsp. vesca, 1374 nucleotides. Its product is annotated as transcription initiation factor IIF subunit alpha-like. Gene Ontology annotation, biological process: transcription initiation at RNA polymerase II promoter; positive regulation of transcription elongation by RNA polymerase II. Gene Ontology annotation, molecular function: RNA polymerase II general transcription initiation factor activity; DNA binding; TFIIF-class transcription factor complex binding. The transcript has 9 exons. Gene Ontology annotation, cellular component: transcription factor TFIIF complex; nucleus. Lineage: Eukaryota; Viridiplantae; Streptophyta; Magnoliopsida; Rosales; Rosaceae. Bases 1 to 1374 code for a protein of 457 amino acids. The record is from RefSeq and is a predicted model, not a curated record.